Molecule: messenger RNA, 972 nt
Organism: Moneuplotes crassus
Lineage: Eukaryota; Ciliophora; Spirotrichea; Euplotida; Euplotidae
Source: the annotation of a GenBank genome assembly
UACAUUAAUGUCCCAGCAAGCAUAGUACAAAUGCUGGGAGGGCUUUUGGUUCUUGUAGUGGCAAUCCUAUCAGUAGUAUUCUUAAAGAAAAAGCAGCAUCGUCAUCAUUGGCUUGGCAUUUUAUCUUUGUUCAUCGGGAUCUCGAUGAUUGCGGCAGCUGCAGUGAUAAACCAGAGUGGAACUGCAACUAAAAAUGCGUAUCUAGGAGUCCCUCUUUUAGUGGUUUCUAUCAUCAUUAAGAGUGUUCAAUAUGUGCUAGAGGAGAAGCUUCUGGCAUCAUAUUACCUUCACCCAAUGAAAGUAGUCGGAUGGGAGGGGAUCUAUGGUACAAUCUUUUAUAUCUUCUUGCUAUGAAUAUUACAGUUUAUCCCAUGAGAAGCUGAGCUUUGAAGUAAUGGAGUGGUUGAAGAUACAAGAUUAGCACUCAAUCAUAUCUCAAGGUCUGUUGAACUUGUGAUAUAUACUAUAUUAUUAACCUUGUUGGAUGGAAGCAUGAAUGGGCUUGGGAUGGAAGUGACUAAACAUGCAUCUGCAGCUAAUCGCGUCACACUCACGCAAAUCAGGACAGUAAUUAUCUGGUUAUUCUUCUUGAUAUUCCCCCUUAUAUUUGACCUGAGAGUGAGUGAAUCUUUCCAAUUCCUUCAAUUAGGAGGUUUUAUUAUCAUACUCAUUGGGGUGAUCAUUUAUAAUGAAGUGGUUACAAUUCCAUUCUUCGGAUUAGAUAAGAAUUGUAAGAAAAAUCGAUCAUAUGCAAAUUUGAGAACUUCGUCAUCCAAGAACAAAGGAUUUGGAACUGAUGUCACUGAAGAGGAUGAAGCACUUUAUGACCGUCAAGGCUCUAUUGAUUCAGAUUCUGAAUAUAAUGGAGAUGGAUAUGCAAGAACAACAAGCAAAAAUUAUGGAUAUAUAAAAUCAAGGCAAAGGUCAGUGGGACGACAAUCUGAAUAUUUUGCAAUGACUAAUGAUGACUAA